Molecule: messenger RNA, 1462 nt
Organism: Beta vulgaris subsp. vulgaris (sugar beet)
Lineage: Eukaryota; Viridiplantae; Streptophyta; Magnoliopsida; Caryophyllales; Amaranthaceae
Product: phytoene synthase 2, chloroplastic
Exons: 6
Coding region: 83-1216 (377 amino acids)
Biological process (GO): carotenoid biosynthetic process
Molecular function (GO): geranylgeranyl diphosphate synthase activity
Source: RefSeq, a predicted model, not a curated record
AGACAGGAGUCCAAAUACUUGAAGUUAAACUUCGUUUCAGCCUAACUUUCAAUUCAGCAACUUGUAAAUCAGUAAAAUUAAUAUGUUGAGCUCUUCAAUAGCCUUGCACUUGCUGCCAGUAGUGCCUGCUGGCAGCAGUGGCCGGUUCUCGUCGGCGGCGGCGCGAAAAUCAAAGGGAACAACCAAACCAACAAGCUCAUUUACUGUGUCAAAUAAGAGCAUUAAUUUUUUCGAUGAAUUACAAAUAGAACAAGUCAUUGAGAGACAGUCCAAAUGCUUAAUUCCCAAAAAACAAACUUAUGAUCCUUCUCUUCUUAGAGAGGCCUACAAGAGUUGCCAAAAUAUUUGUGCUCAGAAUGCUAAGAGCUAUUAUCUAGGAAGUUUGUUGUUGACUGAAGAAAGAAAGAAAGCAAUAUGGGCUAUUUAUGCUUGGGGCCGGAGGACAGAUGAGCUAGUGGAUGGUGAAAAUGCCAAUCACGCGAGUUCAGCUGCGCUGGAUAUCUGGGAAAAGAGGCUUGAGGACAUCUUCAACGGAUGCCCACAUGACACAAUUGACACUGCCUUGGCUGAUACUAUCCAGCAAUUUCCCUUAGACAUCAAGCCAUUUAAAGAUAUACUAAAAGGAAUGAGAAUGGACACAUGGAAGACUCGUUACAACAACUAUGAAGAGCUUGAACUAUACUGCUACUAUGUGGCUGGAACAAUUGGCCUAAUAACUCUUCCGAUAAUUGGAACCUCACCGGACACAGUAAUGUCUACACAAAGCAUUUAUAAGGCUGCGAUUUCCUUGGGAAUCGCUGACCAACUAACUAACAUCCUUCGAGAUGUAGUCGAAGAUGCUUCGAUGGGGAGAGUGUACCUUCCACAAGACGAGCUCCGAGAGUUUGGCUUAACAGAGGCUGACAUCUUCUCUAGGAAUGUCACAAAGGAAUGGCGAGAACUCACAAAGAAACAGGUAGCAAGAGCAAGAUACUAUUACGAUCAAGCAGUGGAAGGCAUUUAUCAGCUAGACCGUGCUAGUAGAUGGCCGGUGUGGGCAUCAAUGAUGUUGUAUCGGAAAAUAUUGGAUAAGAUAGAGGAAAACAACUACGACAACUUGACAAAGCAAGCAAGAGUUGGGAAUGCUGAAAAGCUUCUUAUGUUGCCACUAGCUUAUGCCAAAGCCAAGGGGUGGCACCGUGGCAGUGUCCAGAGACAAAACUCAAUCUGUCUAUGAUUAGUAUAAUUAACCAGCAAUAAAUUAGUAUAAGAACACUUACUUUAAACAGUUGAUUAAACCAAUUGAUGUUCUGCCAAAAUAAGAAAUAAUUGAGAUGCAAGAUGGACCACAAAAUAGGGAAAAUUGAAAAUUUGAGUCAACGUUAAGGCGCUCCGUUGACAUGUAAUUUAGAUGUGUAACUAUGUCACUUUCUCAUGAAUCUUCAUCUCUCAUUAUAUAGUAAUUAAUUAUUUUUUAUUUGAA